Molecule: messenger RNA, 1700 nt
Organism: Penicillium brasilianum
Lineage: Eukaryota; Fungi; Ascomycota; Eurotiomycetes; Eurotiales; Aspergillaceae
Source: the annotation of a GenBank genome assembly
CUCGCCCCAUGCGGACUAAGAAGGCGCCCUAAGGACUGUGACUGCCCUUCGAUCAUCUCCACUUCCCAUCUCCCCCUCUAAAGACGACGACGACUUCUUGCCAUCCUGAGAUUUCUUCAAAUGACUGCUUUUUCCCUCUUCUGAAUCCUCGUCUCAUUGUCGCCGACGUCCGCUCUUUACCUAUUCACCAACCCUGUACACAACGAUGUUCGUGCGUUCCAUCCUUCUGGGUGGCGCAGCCGCCAUGGGCGCCAGUGCGAUGCUGGUUAUCCCCGAGAUGGAGCCCCAAGUGGAGGCGGUUGAGGAUGGCUUCAUGAAUGUCCACCCCAUGCUGCUGGAGGAUAUCCGUCACGCGGUGGUCGACGUUCCUUGCAGGGAAUGUCCCUUCCGUGAAGUCGACCAGGAGGGCGCCGUCAGCUGGACUGAGGGCAAGUCAUCGUCUUUGAUGUUGGAUUUCUCCAUUGAAGACAACCGCCUGCUCGCCAACGGCCAACAAAUUUUCCCUCCCGUUCCCCCCAGCCCUGUCCGCGCCAUCCAACAACUCGAAGAUGGCGAGGCCACGGAGCCUAUGCCCGUCGGCUAUGCCCUAGAGGUGAUGCCUCUGGGAUCUCCCGACGACACUCCCGGAACCGAUCUCCUCGAUGUCCGCUUCACCAUUCUCGAUCUCGAGACUCACCCCGUCCCUGUCGACACUGUCGCCAUCACCCUGAUCCAGGACCCCACCGGCGAGCUCUACAUCGCUAAGACCGAGAUUGAGAAGACUGUGCCUCCCCCCGAGCGUCUGUCCUGGAAGAAGUGCAAUGGCAAGGCCAAGUGCAUCCAGGAGCUUCUGCUUUCUCGCGUGCGUGGUCUAUUUGCCGCUGCUCAUGACCGCGUCCUUGGCCAGGCUGGCAAAGGUGGCCGCAAGAAGGGCUGCCAUGGCAAGGGCAAGGGCCCGAUGGGCAUGGGUGGCCACCAUGGUCCUCCCCAGCACCACGACGACUUCCCUGAGGGCGCACCGCCAUUCCCCGAAUUUGAAGACUUCGCCAUGGAGCACCAUCGCGGUGGCCCCCACCACCCCCAUGACGAGGGUGACUUUGGCGCUGAGAUGAGCGACCGCCCGCCCCCUCCUCCCCACGGCCAUGACGGUCACCAUCACCCACCUCCCCCUCACGGCGCUUUCGCCCACACUUUCUCCCGUGUUCUUCGCUUCAUUGUCGUCCCUGCCAUCCUCGGUGUCAUUGCGGGAUUGACCGCCAGUGCCGUCGGAAUGCUCGUUGGCCAGGCUAUCAUCUUCCUCUGGCAGCGCUACCGUGGCAUCAAGCCACAGGAGCACAAGGCUGCCUGGGAACAGGGUGACGCUUGCGAGAAACAGGGUUUGAUGACUGAGACCUCGGUGGCAUCUGAUGAGAUCCUUCCCGAGUACAAUGAGCCCACCUCCCGACGGGGAUCCCUGGAUAAGAAUUAAACAUUCUUAUAUUCUAAGUACCUGUCCUUUUUCAACAUCUUAUCCUCCCCCAAUACCCUCUUCAUACCCGGAUUCAAGAUCCAAGGGCACGCCCAUUAAUUUCAAACGCAAACGCAAGAAUGCUAUACUGCUGGCUGAGCUUUGAUUCACUUCCAUGACCUAUGUCUCUUACCUAUAUCCUUUCUUUUCACUACUCUCUUGAUGUCCAGCUUGUACAGCGCAUUUCCUACAAUAAAUUCUUCUCGCUUGUAUC